AUGAAGAGUGGGGAAAUGGUGACCUACGUCUUCAAGGUUUUCCUGUUUUCUUUCCUGACUUCGGCUUCUCCUGCAAUAAAUAUAACUCACGAAUGCUGGGAAGACGUCACUGAAUUCCUGUCUGACUUGAAUGCAGAAAAACCCAAAAAGUAUGCAAUAAAGAUGUAUGAUUCAGUUGGGAAAUACAGCAGCAAUAUCCUGAAUGGAAAUGUGGACAGAUUGGGGUCUUACACUGAAUGUAUUUCUGCAGAGGCUCCUUCUGGAAGAUUCCGUGGACAAUAUUGCAAACUUCAAUUGCAACAAGACAGGAUUGAUUACUCCAAUGGAAUAUGUGUCCCUGAUUCCUGCCAUGAAGAAGAAAUUACAGCAUUAGCCACAUUAGAUAUAUUUAAAUUAAAGUCCACCUCUUUCCUGUUGCCUUUCCCAUCACUCUUUGCUCUGAACUCAACCAUUUCUAUUAGCACAGUGGCCAGAUGUGCGAAAGACUUUUCUACUGUUGAUGUGUUCAUAGGAGUUUGCUUGUUUAUUAGCGUUUUCUUCAUCAUUCUGCCAGCUGCUGGAACUAUUUACAGUGCUGUUCUCUGGAGGAAAGCUAAGAGCAACCAACUGCCUUCAGAUGCAAAUUAUGGCAGCACAUCUUCAAUGCAAAAAAAUACCAGUAAAUCAAAAACAGAGAGAACACAGACCCAUGAAUCCAUAUCAGGGCUAUUGCCACUGGUGGAUGGUUCAAAGCAAACUGUUUGGCUGACCCAACCUUCUCAGGAGGUCUCCCCGGCUCUAAACGGUCUCAGGGCAGUAAGUCUUCUAUGGAUCAUUUCUGGACAUACAAGCCAAAUGACAGCAUGGCAGAACUUAGAUAACGUGCUGGAAUGGGAAGCUAAAGUAUUAAAAAAUCCUAUCUACAUAUUUUCUCGAAGUGGGCCAUUUUAUUUAGGCGUUGACACAUUUUUCAUCAUUAGUGGCUUAUUAAGCUCCUGGUCAUUCCUGAAGAUGUUGAAUUGCUCAGAAAAAGACAUUAACUUUUGCAUUGCCUUGAAGUACUUAUGGAAUCGAUUUCUCCGACUUCAGCCACUCCAUAUGUAUUCUGUGUGUCUUUUGGUUGGGUUGUAUUCUGUCACUCCUUGGGGAGCACUGUGGGAAUUCUUGAAACUUGAGGUGGAUAACUGUAGAAGAGUGUGGUGGACCAACCUAUUCCUGAUAAACAACUUCAUUGCUGGGCCUGAGUCAUGUAAUGGAUGGACAUGGUAUCUUGCAAAUGAUUUCCAGUUUUAUUUCAUAACACCCCCACUAGUCUUUCUUUCCACCAAAAGUAAAUACUGGCUUGUCAUCUUGGGGAUCUUUCUGUUCCUGGCAAUGUUUACAGUUACAGCCUUGCUUUCACUGUUCUACAGACUUCCUGUGGCAAACCCACAAGAUAUGAGGCAAACGUCCACUGAGAUGUAUUUUCUGGAGUAUUACUCAAAACCUUACUGCCGAUAUGGUCCAUUUCUCAUUGGUGUCUUUCUUGGACUGUUCAUGUAUCACCACCAAGCAUCAGUCCUAAGAACCAAGGUUCAGGCCUCUGUUGGGUGGCUUUGUGCAAUGUUCUCCAUGUUGAUGGUGGUUGCUUUGGCCUACACCUUAGAAGACUCCCUCAGCUUCUACUCACCUUUAGUUGCCAUUUACCAAGCUGUUCAUCGGACACUUUGGGCAACUGCUGUGGGAUGGAUAAUUUUUGCAUGUGAAGAAGGCUAUGGAGGAUUCAUCAACACAAUGCUUUCAUGGGGCGUUUGGACUGUGGUCGCAAGAAUUAGCUAUGCUUGCUAUCUGGUGCAUCCAAUGAUGAUACUGCUAUAUAAUGGACUUCAGGAAACUUUGAUACAUUACUCAGACAUCAAUAUGUUCUACUUGUUCCUUGGACACUGCCUGAUGACAUUUGUGUUAGGACUGGCAUUAACAGUGAUGGUUGAGAUUCCUCUUCAGAAGUUAAAGAAGCCUUUGGGUUCCAUGCACCGACACGGAUCAAGGCUUUAGAAAAGGAAGCAGGAAAGAUAUGAUAUCUUGCAGACCUCCUCUGGCAAUUCUGAACCUAACCAAUUUUUUUUUUUUUUUUUGGUGCCUUCCCUAAAUUGAACCCUCCAAAUGUUGUGUUUCAACACUCGGGAUUCCCCUAUCCACACGGGUAAAGGCU
Molecule: messenger RNA, 2170 nt
Organism: Python bivittatus (Burmese python)
Lineage: Eukaryota; Metazoa; Chordata; Lepidosauria; Squamata; Pythonidae
Source: RefSeq, a predicted model, not a curated record